AUGAAGCCUCGUCCGCGGGACGAAGUACUCAAUGGCAAUAGUCAGUCGAGGUCAAGGCCACAAAAUGUACAGCGGCGAACGAGCCGGCACGCUUCUUCUCAAGAUCGGCAUGGCCGAAUAUUUGAGGAGUAUGAGCACACAACGAUCCGUGCGGUGACUCCGGAUUCGGGUGCAUACACAACCUUUCGCGAUGAUUCCACUGAUGGCAGUCAAGUCCAUUCCCCCGUCCUGCAAUCGACCCGAAGCAGAAACUCCCAGAGGAGGCGCGAGACCUCCGCCUCGAUUUCGAACACCGAUGAAGAAGGCACUAUCGAGAGAAGGAGGAGGAGAGCCCAGACAAGAACAAACACAAAAGAGGAUCCGCCAUUGGAUGCCUCCCCGGGCUCCUUCAUAACUAAGACUCGCAAGAGACUUGGGUCUAUAGCGACUGGUCCUCCUCUGAGUCAGCGUCAAGAGAACGACUACGGAUCCAUUGGCUUUCCUUCCGUGGUGCGUAGUCCGGACACGCCGGAGUACAACGAUUCACGCAAUCCUCCCAAGACACCACGUCGACCAUUUUCGCCGAGUGAGAUGUUCGGUGUCAGUGGCAGCAGCGUCCGAUCGCCCAAAUUACUGGACAUUGACUCGGCCAGGAUCCUGCACCUAAUGACGACUACUUGUGGGCGAAUGCAUGGAAUUCUUUUCUUCAGACCACUGCACACGUCUGCUUGGGCUUCCGGCUAUUGUGCCAUCAACGUUGCUCCUGGUAGCCUUGUCUGCCAAACGAAAGGAGAAGUCUCCCAGGCAACAGUUUUGAUAUCUGACCUCAGAGGAUGUACGGUCAGAACGCAUUACGACUAUGAAACCCAGAGCACAUAUUUGAGUGUUCUGAUUGCUUCUUCGGCCACAGGUUAUCAACUUCGACCACCAGUUCCGGAAACCUUUGAUUCCUGGCUUGCGGCACUGCUCUGUUGGCAACCACUACGACCUAAGGGCAUUCACAACAAAAUGACAAAACCCCAACUAGUCAGCAUGGCCGACAAGAAGACGGCACCGCAGCGGAGAUUGUCAGAUACUGGCAAUACCAAAGGUACGGCGAUUGUCAAGGUGGGGAAGAUGCUUUUAUGGGACGGCCCCUUACCGUCCGGCUCCCAACUGGUGUCGUCUCCCAACAGCCUUGGCCGAUCCAUGACAGAAGACAACUAUCAUUGGCGCAGGGUAAACUGUACUCUGCACGAGAAUGGCACUUUCAGGAUCCUGGCGGAUGCAGAACCCACUGUACUCUCUGUGACGCACCUCUCCCAGCUGUCCCGCUUUGGCGUUCAGAGACUUGACGAAAGUGUUCUUCGAAUGCCUCAUUGUAUCGCCAUCUAUUCCCAGUAUCGCGCUCAAGCACCGCUAGUGAGAUACUCAAGGCCAAUGGUUCUGUGCCUGGAGUCAGACACUGCUCAUGAGGCAUGGUUCGUCCUUUUACGUGCACUUACGGUGCCUGAGCUGUACGGACCGGAACAAGGUCCAGAAGGCCUCCAUCAGGCGUCACACUCCGAUACGUCCGACGAAAUACAGCCUACCCAAGGAAUGUUCCGCAUAGAACGCUCGCUAACUGUGAAAAUCACAGAAGCGAAAUUUUCGCCGCGGUUCGUUGCACAGAUUCCUCAUGAGCAGCAGAAGCACAAAACAAAAGUCGGCAAGGGUGAGCAGACCAAAGAAGGGGUGUACGCUGAGGUCCUGCUGGAGAAUGAUCUACGGGCACGCACAACCACCAAGGCAAAUCUGACUUCGGCUUUCUGGGCGGAAGAGUUCAACGUAGAGGAUAUUCCUGCCACCCUAUCAAAAAUCACCAUCGCCGUCAAGCUCGGCAAUCCCGCUGAGAAAGAGUGGACGAUGGUGGCUGACAGUCUCUACGAUAUCUCUGCAGAUGCAGGUUAUCUCUCAGGCCUCAGUGGGCUGGAAAUCUCCUCCCACGACCCUAUAUUUGGCAGAGUUGAUGUAUCGAUUGACGACCUAGAGCAUCAUGGAACGAUCGACAAGUGGUGGCCAUUACUGGACAACAAUGACCAGUCGGUCGGAACGCUCCUGGUCAGAUUUGCGCUUCAGGAAACCGUGGUCUUGAUGGAAGACGACUACAAGGAGCUCUCAACAGUCUUGCAGAGUUUUUCCAAUGGCUUGACGACACAAAUUUCUCAACUACUUGGGCCAGAUCUCCGACAUUUAUCAGAUAUUCUGCUAGAUAUCUUUCAGGCUUCGGGAAACGCUAGCGAAUGGCUCAUCAGUCUGGUUGAGGAAGAGAUUGAUGGUAUAUACAGAGAGACCCCACCUAUGCGGAUGCGGUUUAGCGGUCGUAUACAUUCCAAUGACUCUUACGAAUCUGCCGAACAACGAGAAAUGCUUGUUCGGGACCUCAGUCGAUCGGCUACCAUGGAGGCCAACCUACUCUUCCGGGGCAAUUCUCUCGUCACUAAAGCACUCGACGCUCAUAUGCGACGGCUAGGAAAGGAGUACCUCGAGGAAGUCUUGGGCGCUAAAUUGCGCAAAGUCAUCGAACGAGAUCCGGACUGUGAAGUUGACCCCAAUAGGGUCCGAUCGCCAGAGCAGCUCGAAAAGAACUGGGCCAACCUUAUAUUCCUUACCAGCACCAUUUGGAAAUCGAUUCGCGAUUCAGCCGCGCGUUGUCCAGUGCAGUUACGACUAAUCUUUCGACAUAUACGGUCUUGUGCCGAGGACAGAUAUGGAUCUUUCAUUCGAACGGUCAAAUAUACCAGCGUCUCCGGGUUUUUCUUUCUUCGAUUCUUCUGCCCAGCAAUUCUGAAUCCUAAGCUCUUUGGUCUCAUCCAAGAACUUCCACCUGAUCGUACGAAGAGGACUUUUACCCUGAUUGCAAAGUCCCUUAAUGUGCUCGCAAACCUGGCCAGAUUCGGGACCAAGGAGCCCUGGAUGGAACCAAUGAACAAGUUUUUGGCUGCUUCCACAAACGAGUUGAGAAGCUUCAUCGAUGAAAUUUGUGCCGUCAGCGCGUCGCAAAUGGCGUCGGUAACUCUCGAGCCACGAUUUGCGGCUCCGAACCAGAUCAAGAAUCGACUGCCGCCAAUCUCAAGGGAGGGGCUUCCAAGUCUACCAUUCCUGUUGGAUCACACCAAGUUGUUGGCGCAGCUCGUGGACCUAUGGGUCUCACAUGCUCCUGAAAAUAUAAGCGAAGCUAGUGAUGAUUCAGCUGUCAGUGUUUUCCAUUCUCUCUGCUUGAGGUUAUCAAAGAAGAGCAAAGAGUGUCUCAAGGCGGCGGAAUCGGCCGAACGACCAGACGAACGGUCGGAACCCGCGUGGGAGCGAAUGCUCACGGACCAGCAGAAGGAUAACUCCCCAGGUAACAUCUUCGAAGAGCAUCCCAUGCAGCCCCGAAUGAGCACCGAGAUUACUGCGCUACCACAAACGGCCGAAGCUAUAGCAGACAAUGAGUACAAGCAUGCUGAAGUCUCCCCCAUUGCCGGAGAAGGAGAUACUACGCCAUCGAGCUCGGCUUCCAUUGCAUGGGAUAGGCGAAUUCCGUUCCCGCAUAAAGCUGCAGAUGCUCGUGCAAUGACGAACUCAACGAAUUCUUCAACAGCAUCGGUCGAUAUGACAGAUGAACCACGCAGAGCAUUACCAGGCAGCCGCGAUGGACCUAGCAAGAACCGUUUAUUUGAAUUGAUGAGCUCUUCGUCACGGAAGAAGAGCAAAGCCGGCGAUCGACCUUACGGAGAUGACGACGCAUGA
Molecule: messenger RNA, 3729 nt
Organism: Exophiala xenobiotica
Lineage: Eukaryota; Fungi; Ascomycota; Eurotiomycetes; Chaetothyriales; Herpotrichiellaceae
Exons: 2
Coding region: 1-3729 (1242 amino acids)
Biological process (GO): regulation of GTPase activity
Source: RefSeq, a predicted model, not a curated record